AUGUCAAAUCCAAUAGACCGCGCUACAAUAGAUCAUUUUAUUUACAGCAAAUGUUUCAAUCAUGAAGAGACUUUUGAACAAAAGAAUGAUAGUAGCGAAGAAGUGGACGAUGCGCUCUUUGCACCCAAUAUGGUGUGGAAUCCAGGCGAUAUACCGUUACUGAAUCGGAAGAUAUUCAAAGGAGUCCGCGUCGCCAUACGAGAACACCCCUACAUAGCGAGCAUAAGAAGACACAUAAUGCACUAUUCUGUAGCGACCAUACUCACUAAAAACUUAUUCAUUACAGUGGCGCAUCCUCUGGUCGAUGUGCCGCUAAACGAACUAAGCAUAGUAGUGGGAGAGAAUUACGCAGACAGGGGCGCCACACUUCUGACCGUGAUGCUGGUCAUCAUACACGAGCAGUUCGACAGGUUCUCCUUGAACGGCGACGUAGCUCUCAUCAGGGGCAGAGAGCUGUGUUUACCGCGAUCCGGGAAGUACACUCCUGGCGAGAAGUUUGACCCCAUGCUGCGUUUCGUCUCGUUCAUGAUAUCCGUUCCGAACCCUUAUUGCGACGGCUAUAAGAAGAACGGUGUCAUUUUGAAGCCGGGGAUGCUUUGUGUCGGGAAGUCCCGGAAGGAGGACAAUGUGACGUCAUGCCUGGCAGUCCCGGGCGCCCCACUGGUGGUUGGGGGCCAUCUUACUGGCUUACUGUCUUGGGGCUACGGCUGCGGAUAUGUAAACGAUCUGCCGCUGGUUUAUACCAAUAUGCAGUAUUAUCAACCAUGGUUACUGCACAACAUCCCGCUAAUCCGGCGCAUUACAAAGCAGAACUUAACACUUCUCUUCCAAUUAAAACGAGCGCACAUUUUGACAACAUGGCUUAACUUAACCAGAGUAGUGAAACCCGUUCCAUUCACUCUAUCAGAUGAGCCUAUGGAGACUCUCAAGUUGGAUAGAGAACUGGCUAAGUUAAAGGGAAGAGUGUAUGAUAUAAGGGAUUUUAUCUUCAGAGGGAUGCACCGUAAGUAUAAGAAGAGGCUGUACGAGAAGUUAAAGGACAGAAUAGCAGAGAAAGAAGCUAUAAAGAAGAUACACGAGGCAUCGGAGAUAACGAGUUCUGCUCCAUUUCUCGAUCCUGACAAUCUGUUUCAAACCACGAAACAGGGCACGGGACUGACGUUCAUGGAACAAACGCAACCCUUUGCGACUGACGGCGAUAAUGCGUACUAUGAGGAUUAUGCAGGAGCUUAG
Molecule: messenger RNA, 1233 nt
Organism: Helicoverpa zea (corn earworm)
Lineage: Eukaryota; Metazoa; Arthropoda; Insecta; Lepidoptera; Noctuidae
Product: trypsin alpha-4-like
Exons: 7
Coding region: 1-1233 (410 amino acids)
Biological process (GO): proteolysis
Molecular function (GO): serine-type endopeptidase activity
Source: RefSeq, a predicted model, not a curated record